CUUUGGUGUUCUUCAGCCUUAUCCAAAUUUUCUGUUCGCAAUGUUCUUCGACUCGAACCAGGACAACAACUGCUCAAGACCUGAUUCAAUCUGCUCGUGCGACACUGGGAAUGACGAUGAGUUAUUCGACUAUCUGAUCAGGAAGUACACCACGACACAAAUACAGAACAAGCUCAAAAACGCUCGUCGUAACUCUGGUUUUUCGUCACGGUCUGGAUUCAGCUCAAGAUCUGGGUCUAGCUCCAUUUUCUCCUCAACAUCAUCUUCCAAACGCGGAUUCUCACGCUGUUCCGUGCACAGUGCUAGCAACCCCACACGUCCCCAGUAUGAUGCAGAACUGCCGUCCUGCAGCGAAGAACCGCAUCCAGGCACUAGAGUCAACACUGAUGCUGCGAGUUUGGGGCCGCUUACACAACCAACAAGCCAACAAACCAAACAGAACAAUCCCUCAAAACAAUACCUAUGUCCCUUUUGCGCCGAGUUUAAUAUCGAAAACGGGAUCUCAAGAGAGGGCGAUCUGGUGAAACACUUCAAGACCUAUCACAAUACAAACUUUCUAUGGAUCUGCCGAGCCGGUGGCUGUGGACUCUCUUUUGAUUUGCAAUCGGCUUACAAGCUUCAUUUAAACAAUGGUCAACAUCUGACUGGACCACUCUCACAUGGUUACGAUAGGGUGCUACUGCAACCCCAAGUUGUGUUCGCCUGCGGCUUCGAUGGUUGUAAGGAGGUGUACGAAGUUGACCCUAUGAAUCCAGAUGCUACGCAACCUUCCAAAGACUAUUUCUCGCACGUGGUGGAUCACAUGAAGAAAAUAAAAAAUCGAAAAGUCCAAUGUCCGUGGGAGGAACCAAUAACCUGGAGCUAUUCAACUAGGAUGUGCAAUCUACUCCGCCAAUCGCAGGUUAGGACCUUCUGGAAGGCCGUCAACAAAGAAGUCAGAAACAAGUUAUCGUGGCAGAUCCAGUACUCGACCGUUCUGCGGAAAAAGCUAGAGUGUAGAGAUGUCAAAGAUGCUGCACUGAUUGUUCAAGUAGCCCAAGAGCUAGGCUCACGGCAGUUCUCCCAGAAAUCCAGUCAACACCGCCCAUUGAGUACGCUUAAAUUACCUACCUUCGAUGAUAGCGUGGCCUCCAAGCAGCCGGAAGACCAUGGCCUACUUGAAUACUUCAACGUGCACCUGCCAAGUGAUAUGUCGGCCUUGCCCAAUCCUGAAUACCCAGCUCUUGAGGUACCAAAAACGGUUUCACGCCAGCCACCUUUUCCAGAUUUGGAAGGUGUCGUUCUUCAAGGAGCCCACAGCUGGGCAGAAAAUGAAGCGAACACUCCGUCCCUCGCCACCCCGCAAGGCGUAGGCACAUUUUGGGCAACACCCCACUCAGACCUACAUGCCCAUGCUUCAACGUACGUUCCUGAAAACACCUCCUUUGGCUUUGACUCGGGAAUAGACCCAGAAAUGGUUUCCCAAUGGCUCCCUACCCAAGUCCAAUGGUAUGACUCUCAGAAAGACGUUUCAAUGGGAACUCCCCCUCGAUGAACGACUUCCGGAGCUCGGCAUUGAGGCAUUAAGCUUGUAUGUAGACGCACGAACGACUACGAGCGAGUUGCCUAGGUAUCUUCAUGUGUUAGUAAACCAACAACACGAAGUGCAAGAACAAAAUAUCCCAACGCUGUAGAACCUGCUUCCAGUGUUCUAGAUUGCAGCGAUUGUCUGGCCUGCAGAUCCACAACAUGUUUCCUCAAGGAACAGUAACUGCACCGGCUAGCCACGUUCUUGUUGCGUGAAGGCAUAUUCAGUCUUCACGUACCGGACAGAAAGUUAAGUGUAGGAAGAAGGGACGAGAGAACGGUUGAAACGAGGCGUUUUCAGCUAUGAGCGAUGUAUAAAUCUGUGUAAUUUUAAUGUUUGU
Messenger RNA from Lindgomyces ingoldianus, 1907 nucleotides. RefSeq lists its product as uncharacterized. The coding region runs from base 41 to 1534 and encodes 497 amino acids. The transcript is spliced from 2 exons. NCBI's taxonomy places the organism in Eukaryota, Fungi, Ascomycota, Dothideomycetes, Pleosporales, Lindgomycetaceae. The record is from RefSeq and is a predicted model, not a curated record.